CCCUUGCACAGGCUGAUAUCAUUUCGUCAGCCUUAUAUGUUCCAUUGCCAGCCUCGUUCACGACAUCCGGUCUUCACUUGCUUCUGAUCUACUACAGACUAUGGCGUUCCAAAGUUUCAUGCCCUUCAAUUUCGUUCUCGAUCAGCCUGAUUUACCUCCUCCGAUACCCAAUCCCCAAGUUUUGUGGGAGAACAAGGCUACACUCACUCGACGCCGGGAUACAUACCCCUUCAUCGACCCCUACCGCUUCAAGAACAAUUUAAGGGAGAAGGUUGCCGUAGUGACACUUGCCCACCGCGGCAUUGGCAAAGCCACAGCAAUUGCAUUCGCCCAAGCUGGUGCCUCAGUUUGCUGUAUUGGUCCCACUGCCCAAUCCCUCGAGCCGGUUCUACGGGAAAUCAAAGAGAAAUUCAACACGCCAACCCUCGCCUUAACCGCCAACCUCGUGGAACCUAAUGCGCCCAGUCACGUUGUCAUAUUGGUCGAGAAGUAUCUCGGCCCUAUCGACUUCCUCAUCAACAUCUCAGGGGCUGCCUACUUCCGCUCCUUUACCCGCGAACAAAGCAUAAUGCAAGACUUCUGGCCCUCCAUCGAGCAAAGCUUGCGUGCCCCCAUCGCCCUUACGCAUGCCGUACUGCCGUCAAUGAUCGCCCGGAAAACAGGAACCAUCAUCUCUACCACCUCUUUACCUGCCAUUCUGCCCUUCCCAUUCGCAUCGUGCCAAGGUGUCGCUCAAACCGCGCUCCUAAAAUUCCACCAGCAUCUCGAUCUAGAAACCCGCUCGAAAGGCAUUUUCUCCUACGCGGUAAAUCCCGGCCCGAUACCGAGCUAUAUCCACGAUCCGGAUAAGAAGUUCAGCGAGGAUCCGCAUGGCGGUUCGAUAGAACCGGGCUGGCAGAUGCAGCUGGCGAACAAGGCGAGUGAGAUGGAGUGGGCGAGUGUCGGAUUGGCAAGUGGGACAUUCAUUGCUCUGUGCGCCGAACCGAGGGCGAGGUGCCUGAGUGGGCUGUAUGUUAAUGCUGAGCGUGAUUUGGGGGAGGUUAUUGGGGAGAUGGAGCAUGAUCGGUCGAGGGUGGAGAGGGAGAGGAUGUAUGUGUUGAAGGUUGACGAAUUCUGAAUUCCGAGGUACGAGGGUUAGCGAGAAUAGGAGGAUCUGGGUGCUUUAGGCGUUCAUGUUGGCGCUGUAGUUAGGGAUCGAGGGGCAAAUGAAGAGUAUGUACUUCCAGAGAAUACCCAAGGCCGAGGAAGAGAGGAGAUUGAGGUAUACUAGACCGCAGCGGUAAUCUCCAUUCAAGAAGAGGGGAUGUUUGUUCAAGAAUUCUCGAAAACUUUCUGUUGAGAUUUUAUUACACUCUACGAGUAGCCCUGAAAUCUGACAGUCUUAGCACUCAAACCUAUUACGAAGAUGCCGCUGCAUGUUGCUAUAUUGUGGGCGCGUCUUUCCUAUCAAACCCCGCUAAAAGACGAAUCAAAAAAGAGUUGGAAGUGGCCCAAACGAAGGGAGGAACACUAUUGAACUGGGAUCGAUUUAUCGGUGGAAAAUCGAUAUAUUGGAGAUUGACAAUCUGUAGAAUGACUAG
This is a messenger RNA of Hyaloscypha bicolor E, 1580 nucleotides long. RefSeq names its product NAD(P)-binding protein. The coding region runs from base 101 to 1117 and encodes 338 amino acids. NCBI's taxonomy places the organism in Eukaryota, Fungi, Ascomycota, Leotiomycetes, Helotiales, Hyaloscyphaceae. Gene Ontology annotation, cellular component: membrane. The transcript has a single exon. The record is from RefSeq and is a predicted model, not a curated record.